Piliocolobus tephrosceles (Ugandan red Colobus) is the source of this 2991-nucleotide messenger RNA. RefSeq names its product mitogen-activated protein kinase 10 (gene MAPK10). Gene Ontology annotation, biological process: protein phosphorylation. Gene Ontology annotation, molecular function: ATP binding; MAP kinase activity. The transcript is spliced from 14 exons. Bases 1052 to 2332 code for a protein of 426 amino acids. Lineage: Eukaryota; Metazoa; Chordata; Mammalia; Primates; Cercopithecidae. The record is from RefSeq and is a predicted model, not a curated record.
AUUCUGUGCUGGGAUACUGUGUCCCCUACAAAUGUCAGAGCUCUUUUGAAAAAAAAAUCAGAAAUAAGUAUGGCAGUAUAUUUAUUAGGAUCUAUGUAUUUGUGCCUUCAACAAAAUAAAUGUAAUUUACUGGAAAAUCUGUAAGUAAAUCAGGCUACAGAUAUUACAAGAAAACUAUCUAUCCAUAUAUUUUUCUUACCCUCCCCCCACAUUUAAAUCUAGAGACCUAGUCUCUGCUUUUACUCCCUUAAACAGAUAACUUCCCAGGUACUGCAGUUUAGCCACAGAAAAAGAAUGGCUUAUCCCACAGCAGUAGGCUCUGAAGCAAUCACAAGGUUGUUUACAUGGGCUGCCUUUGGUGCAGAGCCUGACAGUGUCUGUACAGCAGCCCUGCCUGCUUCUGGUCAUGUUGAUGAUAACUUUUAUGAACAAACUGCAAGGAAGCAGGCUAAGUCAUAUGGGACAGGCCACAGUUCAGGUGGAAGGAAAAUGAGUGUAAAUGCACCAGGCAUUGCCAGUACAACAUCCGAUAUCUCCUUCUAUCCCUAAUCUGCUAGUUGUCGGACCCUGGAAGAUCUCACAGAAUGCUUAUCAACAUAUUUAAAAUGGUUGCAGUAAGGAACAUUUCUCUCAGAGAAGCUUCUGUGAAUUUUCUACUUUAGGUGAGCAUAUAUGUUAUGAAUAUAUAACAAAUAAAUAUAUAAAUAUAUCACAAGCUUCUGACUCCACUUCAGAACCAUUAGAUUUUAGGGGUUGGAUGCUUUGGAUGUAGCAGUUUGGCUGCCUCUGGCUAAUGUGAGAAACACCAACGGCAGGCCCAUCUCAGAUCUUCACUAUGGCAACUCAUGCAAGAAGCUGUUGAAUUAGACCCGUUUCCUAUAGAUGAGAAACCAUACAAGCUGUGGUAUUUAUGAGCCUCCAUUUCUUAUACUACUGCAGUGAACCAACAUUGGAUGUGAAAAUUGCCUUUUGUCAGGUGUGUGUUCCUUACAGGUAAAACAAGGGAUUCGAUAAACAAGUGGAUGUGUCAUAUAUUGCCAAACAUUACAACAUGAGCAAAAGCAAAGUUGACAACCAAUUCUACAGCGUGGAAGUGGGAGACUCAACCUUCACAGUUCUCAAGCGCUACCAGAAUCUAAAGCCUAUUGGCUCUGGAGCUCAGGGCAUAGUUUGUGCCGCGUAUGAUGCUGUCCUUGACAGAAAUGUGGCCAUUAAGAAGCUCAGCAGACCCUUUCAGAACCAAACCCAUGCCAAGAGAGCGUACCGGGAGCUGGUCCUCAUGAAGUGUGUGAACCAUAAAAACAUUAUUAGUUUAUUAAAUGUCUUCACACCCCAGAAAACGCUGGAGGAGUUCCAAGAUGUUUACUUAGUAAUGGAACUGAUGGAUGCCAACUUAUGUCAAGUGAUUCAGAUGGAAUUAGACCACGAGCGAAUGUCUUACCUGCUGUACCAAAUGCUGUGUGGCAUUAAGCACCUCCACUCUGCUGGAAUUAUUCACAGGGAUUUAAAACCAAGUAACAUUGUAGUCAAGUCUGAUUGCACAUUGAAAAUCCUGGACUUUGGACUGGCCAGGACAGCAGGCACAAGCUUCAUGAUGACUCCAUAUGUGGUGACACGUUAUUACAGAGCCCCCGAGGUCAUCCUGGGGAUGGGCUACAAGGAGAACGUGGAUAUAUGGUCUGUGGGAUGCAUUAUGGGAGAAAUGGUUCGCCACAAAAUCCUCUUUCCAGGAAGGGACUAUAUUGACCAGUGGAAUAAGGUAAUUGAACAACUAGGAACACCAUGUCCAGAAUUCAUGAAGAAAUUGCAACCCACAGUAAGAAACUAUGUGGAGAAUCGGCCCAAGUAUGCGGGACUCACCUUCCCCAAGCUCUUCCCAGAUUCCCUCUUCCCAGCGGACUCUGAGCACAAUAAACUCAAAGCCAGCCAAGCCAGGGACUUGUUGUCAAAGAUGCUAGUGAUUGACCCAGCAAAAAGAAUAUCAGUGGACGACGCCUUACAGCAUCCCUACAUCAACGUCUGGUAUGACCCAGCCGAAGUGGAGGCGCCUCCACCUCAGAUAUAUGACAAGCAGUUGGAUGAAAGAGAACACACAAUCGAAGAAUGGAAAGAACUUAUCUACAAGGAAGUAAUGAACUCAGAAGAGAAGACUAAAAAUGGCGUAGUAAAAGGACAGCCUUCUCCUUCAGGUGCAGCAGUGAACAGCAGUGAGAGUCUCCCUCCAUCCUCGUCUGUCAAUGACAUCUCCUCCAUGUCCACCGACCAGACCCUGGCAUCUGACACUGACAGCAGCCUGGAAGCUUCGGCAGGACCCCUGGGUUGUUGCAGGUGACUAGCCGCCUGCCUGCGAAACCCAGCGUUCUUCAGGAGAUGAUGUGAUGGAACACACACACACACACACAGACACUCAUGCACAGUCACAAAUGCAGACACACAACAUCAAGAAAGCAGCAAGGGAGGGAAUCCAAGCCUAAAAUUAAAUCAAUCUUUCAGCCUGCUUCUUCCCCAGAGUUCUGUAUUGCAGCUGAGCUCAAAUGUAUAUUUAACUUCUAGUUGCUCUUGCUUUGGUCUUCUUCCACUGAUGCUUACUACAGAAAGCAAAUCAGACACAAUUAGAGAAGCCUUUUCCAUAAAGUGUAAUUUUAAUGGCUGCAGAACCAGCAACCUGUAACUGCCCUUUUAAAUGGCAUGACAAGGUGUGCAGUGGCCCCAUCCAGCAUGUGUGUGUCUCUAUCUUGCAUCUACCUGCUCCUUGGCCUAGUCAGAUGGAUGUAGAUACAGAUCCGCAUGUGUCUGUAUUCAUACAGCACUACUUACUUAGAGAUGCUACUGUCAGUGUCCUCAGGGCUCUACCAAGACAUCAUGCACUGGGGUACCACAUGGUCCGUUUCAUGUGAUCUAUUACUCUGACAUAAACCCAUCUGUAAUAUAUUGCCAGUAUAUAAGCUGUUUAGUUUGUUAAUUAAUUAAACUGUAUGUCUUAUAAGAAAA